GGAAUUUCCAAGCUCUCGCGACAGCUUCAACACAGCUUCACAAACAACCCAAUUGACUCCUCGAGGCCAAGCAGAGCAUCAUGGUCAGCCGCAUGCAUACACGUCCCUAGGCUGGCCAUUGGCAUCGCUCUUCUCUCCAUCUGGAUGGCCCUCCGUUUUGGAUCCCUCCUGAUCCAUACACAUACAUACUUCGUGCAUACACAUACACCAUCCCACUGAGGUCCAUAUAAACCAUGCCGCCGCCCCAUCUCCACCCCAGGUCCCGCAUGACCUCGUCCCUGUUUGCGACCACCGUGCUCGCCAGCUUCUUCGUCGUCGCCCUGCCCCACGUCUUACCCUGCCCCGCGCCGCGGAGGGCAUAUGCCGACGGCGAGAUGCCGGCGGAUGCAGCUGCUUGUGUGAAGAGGAAAAGGAAAAGGCGAUUGGACGGUGAGGAUCAGGGGGCUGGUGUUGGGAUUGUUCAGUUCGGCCAAGGAGAAGAAGGGCAAGCUGGCAGGGUGGAUGGAAUUGGGAAUGAGAAUGGGGAGGGCUUGACAAGGGCGAAUGCGGCAUCCAAAAGGCGGGAGUGCCCUGUGCCUAAGCCCGGCGGGAUGCUGGGGGAAUGGCUUGGGUUCAAUGGCACGCGGGAGACAGGUGAAGGGAAAACACGGCCGGAUAGGUGAUAUUGGACUGGUUGAGAAAGAAAAAGUGUAUCAUUAUCAAAGAGAUGGGCGAAGGCAAGGCGAUAUCGACAUCGACACCGAGACGACGGCGGCGAACAUGUAACGCUGUAGAUAUACCUAUAUAUAGUUGGGUGUCUCAGAUCAAAGAAUGAAAGUAGUUUCCCACCGCA
Canariomyces notabilis is the source of this 832-nucleotide messenger RNA. RefSeq lists its product as uncharacterized. Gene Ontology annotation, cellular component: mitochondrial matrix. The record is from RefSeq and is a predicted model, not a curated record. NCBI's taxonomy places the organism in Eukaryota, Fungi, Ascomycota, Sordariomycetes, Sordariales, Chaetomiaceae. Gene Ontology annotation, biological process: mitochondrial respiratory chain complex IV assembly. Bases 267 to 662 code for a protein of 131 amino acids. The transcript is spliced from 2 exons.